AUGGCCUUUAAAGUGGAAACAGUUCCAACCAAACCUUAUCAAGAUCAAAAACCUGGUACUUCUGGUUUACGUAAAAGAGUUGCAGUCUUUGAAAAACAGGAAAAUUAUGUUGAAAAUUUUGUUCAAUCUGUAUUUCUUGCAAUUCCAGAAGGUUGCGAAGGUGCUACUUUAGUUGUUGGUGGUGAUGGUAGAUAUUAUAACGAUGUUGUCCUACAUAAGAUUGCAGCCAUUGGUGCCGCUAAUGGUAUUAAGAAAUUGGUCAUUGGUCAAGAUGGAUUAUUAUCUACACCAGCUGCUUCUCACAUUAUGAGAACUUAUGAAGAAAAAUGUACCGGUGGUAUUAUUUUAACUGCUUCUCAUAAUCCAGGUGGUCCAGAUAAGGAUAUGGGUAUUAAAUAUAAUUUAUCAAAUGGUGGUCCAGCACCAGAACCAGUCACUAAUAAAAUUUGGGAAAUUUCUAAAAAAUUGACCGAAUAUAAGAUCAUUAAAGAUUUCCCUGAAAUGGAUUUAACAACUUUAGGUAAGAAUAAGAAAUAUGGUCCAUUAUUAGUUGAUGUUAUUGAUAUUACUAAAUCUUAUGUUGAUUUUGUAAAAGAAAUCUUUGAUUUCCCCUUAAUUAAGAAAUUUAUUCAUGAACAACGUGACCAAAAGAAUUGGAAAUUAUUAAUCGAUAGUAUGAAUGGUGUUACAGGUCCAUAUGCUAAAGCUAUUUUUGUUGAUGAAUUCGAAUUACCAGCAGAUGAGGUGUUACAAGAUUGGCAUCCAAGUCCAAAUUUCGGUGGUAUGCAUCCAGAUCCAAAUUUGACUUAUGCAAAGACAUUAGUUGAUAGAGUCGAUCGUGAAAAGAUAGAAUUUGGUGCUGCUUCAGAUGGUGAUGGUGAUAGAAAUAUGAUUUACGGUGCUGGUCCAGCUUUUGUAUCUCCAGGUGAUUCUGUUGCUAUUAUCUCUGAAUAUGCGAAGGAUAUUCCAUAUUUUGCCAAACAAGGUAUUUAUGGUCUUGCACGUUCUUUCCCAACUUCAAGUGCCUUAGACAGGGUGGCUAAAGCACACGGUUUAGAAUGCUAUGCAGUUCCAACAGGUUGGAAGUUUUUCUGUGCUUUAUUUGAAGCCAAGAAAGUUUCUAUCUGUGGUGAAGAGUCCUUUGGUACAGGUUCUAAUCAUGUUAGAGAAAAAGAUGGUCUAUGGGCUAUUAUUGCGUGGUUAAAUCUUUUGGCUAUUUAUAAUAAACAACAUCCCGAAAAAGUGGCCUCUAUUAAAACCAUUCAAAAUGAAUUCUGGAAUAAAUAUGGUAGAACAUUUUUCACUCGUUACGAUUAUGAACAUGUUUCUUCUGAAGAUGCAGCUAAGGUCAUUGCUCAGUUAAGAUCAAACAUAGAAUCCCCAGGAUUUGUUGGUUCUACUAUUCCAAGUUCUACAGAAGAAAAGUUGACAGUUACUGAAGCUGGCGAUUUCUCUUAUACUGAUCUUGAUGGUUCUGUAUCAGCUCAUCAAGGUUUAUAUGCCAAAUUAUCUAAUGGUGCAAGAUUUGUCACUAGAUUAUCAGGUACAGGUUCAACAGGUGCCACGAUCAGAUUAUACAUUGAACAAUAUACAGAUGAUAAGAGCAAGUAUCCAUUAGAUGCUCAAGUUUAUUUGAAGUCAACCAUCGAACCCGUGGUUAAAUUCUUAAAAUUACAAGAGUUCAUUGGUACUGAAGAACCAACUGUUCGUACUUAG
Messenger RNA from Maudiozyma barnettii, 1716 nucleotides. It is a transcript of the gene PGM2, whose product is annotated as phosphoglucomutase PGM2. Bases 1 to 1716 code for a protein of 571 amino acids. The transcript has a single exon. Gene Ontology annotation, cellular component: cytosol. Gene Ontology annotation, biological process: carbohydrate metabolic process. Lineage: Eukaryota; Fungi; Ascomycota; Saccharomycetes; Saccharomycetales; Saccharomycetaceae. Gene Ontology annotation, molecular function: phosphoglucomutase activity; magnesium ion binding. The record is from RefSeq and is a predicted model, not a curated record.